GCUGGGAGAUUACCCUGUGGUUAUUAGGCUGGGAAGUGGAAGGAUGGAUGGGCGUGAGAGGAGGGAAAGGGGAGGCAGUUCCCAUUCCGGCUGGUGUAGGAACUCCACAAAGAAAGAAAGGAAGACAGACAGCAACAGACAGGAAUAAAAGGAACAAAGACUGAGGUCUAGUACUGGGGCAUGAGGGGUACAAAAAGAGGGAAAGCAUGGCACAGAUAGAGCUAAUGAUAAUACAGAAUCUGUUAUUUUGGGAGGGAAAAAUAGAAGCCACUCCAUUCUCCCUCUCCCUUCCCCCCUUCUUUCGCUCCCCGUGCUGGGAGAAAAGAGACUGGAGUCUUUAGUGGCCUCAGAGAGGAGUGGGAGAGGCUGGUCUAGCAGAGACCUCUCCCUAUAGAACUGAUUUCCUUGGUGAAAGAAAGAGGAAGCGAGCUUCCCCUGCUUUUCCUUCUGCGAUUCCGAGCAUUGGCUGUUUCUUUAAUUACCCCAAUUCCCGGUCACCCUCAGUGUGUGGACUCCUCCCCCGUCUCAGAUAAGGAACGUGAGGGUUAUGUGUCCGUAAAUCUCUUGGUAACUGGGGUGGAGGCUCCAGGAAACAGCCUGGAGUAUGAGGGGUGAGGGGACUGGAUACUUCUCUUUGGUUUCCCCCUCACUCCGCUAGAAGUCAAAAGAACGAGCUGGUCUCUCGGUCAGCUUUUUUGCUUUUUAAUAUUUUUGGUCCGGUGGCAGCUGCUGCCUGGAAAAAGAGGUUCCCUAGGAGGAAGGCGGACAGAAGUCGUGUGUGUGUGUGUGUGUGUGUGUGUGUGUGUGUAGUGCAAGCUGCUCUGGAGGCGGCCUCCUAGAGCCGCUUGCUGGGGGUGUGACCUUUGCUUCUCCCGGGGGCUACGCGAGCUGAGGACCCCCGCAGCUGCGCUUCAGUACCACGCUCAGCCCUGGAGCAAGGAGGUGCCGAAUGUGAUAGACCCUAAAAGACAGGGAGUCCUGAAGUGAUGGGUGGCAGCAUGGGCAUGCUGAGACCGAGGGAGCGGAGCACCAGCCUAGGGCAGGAGGGUUGCCCCAUCUGAGGGGCUUAACCCCAGAGAAGGAGGAGAAAGAGGAGGAGCCCCGGGGUGUAGAAGCAAACCAACCACUCCCGCGCCACAAACGCUUACACCCUUCGCCCACACCGGGGCCGCGAGGAGGUGGAAAAUCUCUGAAGCGCCGGCCCGGGAUCCUUGCAGCCGGCGCUGGGGAGAGCAUUUGCAAACAAGUGUCUGUCGCUGUCUACCCAAGGCCCACCCCCGCUGGCGUUUCUUCCUCACUCGGGCAAGCGGAAGAUACUCAGCUACUCGCCACACAAUCGGUGAGCAGCCGCUGCCGAGAUCUUGUCCUCCUGCUCGUCCUAGUCCCACAGUCCCAGCUCUGCCGCGGCGGCGCUGGGUGUGGAGAAGUCCGCUUUACAAACAGCUGGGUAGAUUGGGGGCUCUUAGCUGGACUAGUGCCUGGGCUUUCAGAAGGAUCUAUUCCGACAAAAGCAACGUGGUUUUGUUUUGGAUUUUGUUCUUGUUUCCCUCCCCCACCCCCUGGAAGCUUGGGGGUGGCUCGGACUACCAUCUCUUUUCCAUCUCUUUCUCUCGGGGGAAGAGCUGCUGCCUGGAGAAUGGAUUAUAAUAAACCUGGCGAAGGGGAGAGGAGCAGCUAGUGAAGCUCUCUGCGCGCCCACAGCCGCUGCCCCUACAGUCGAGUUCAGAUCCCGCCACCCUAGACAUCCCCCAGCAGGGGUCAUCUGGAAGAGGGAUUAAAAAUCAACUACCGGUGGCAGUGAGAGGGGCACGGAGAAGGAAAGCGAGUGCACUGUGGUGUGGUGUGGACUGUGUGUGUGUAUGUGAGCGUGUAUGUUUUGUGUGUGGUAGAGGGUGUCAUUUUUUCCUUCAUUGGACUUAAUUUCAUGACCCCUCCAACACGUGAUAGAAUUGAGGAAUAAUAGUGGGUGGUGGGGAGCUCCUUCUCUGAGGAAUCUUUCUACUAUGACAGCCUUGGUCUCCAAAGGGUUAACUUGGGCUGCUUGGCAAAGUUAUCACUGGAACGGUAACCUAUUUGGGGAGUUUUAAUUUGAGCUUGUGCUGGUGGCCAAGGGGCUUUAGAGAGUGGGGUUGUUUUAGUUAAGUGGUUUGUGCUUUUUUGGGGGGCGGGGUGGGGAAUUUGAGCCCCCCAAUUGUCUACCCUCUUUGAUGACUCCUGGAGGCGGUGGGCCCAUGAAAGACUGCGAGUACAGUCAGAUCAGCACUCACAGCUCCUCUCCCAUGGAGUCACCCCAUAAGAAAAAGAAAAUCGCGGCCCGGAGGAAAUGGGAGGUUUUCCCAGGAAGAAACAAAUUCUUUUGUAAUGGGAGGAUCAUGAUGGCUCGGCAGACGGGCGUCUUCUACCUGACCCUUGUCCUCAUCUUGGUCACUAGCGGACUCUUCUUCGCAUUCGACUGUCCAUAUUUAGCUGUGAAAAUCACUCCAGCUAUCCCUGUGGUUGGCGGGAUCCUAUUCUUCUUCGUGAUGGGUACCCUGCUUCGAACGAGCUUCAGUGACCCUGGAGUACUACCCCGAGCAACACCAGAUGAAGCUGCUGACCUGGAAAGGCAAAUAGAUAUAGCGAAUGGUACCAGUUCAGGGGGGUACCGCCCACCUCCCCGAACAAGAGAAGUCAUCAUCAAUGGCCAGACGGUGAAACUGAAAUAUUGUUUCACCUGCAAGAUUUUUCGUCCUCCUCGUGCCUCUCAUUGCAGCCUUUGUGAUAACUGCGUAGAACGGUUUGAUCAUCACUGUCCCUGGGUAGGCAACUGUGUGGGGAAAAGAAACUACAGAUUUUUUUAUAUGUUUAUUUUAUCUCUGUCUUUUCUGACAGUCUUUAUAUUUGCAUUCGUUAUCACCCACGUCAUUCUUCGUUCCCAGCAAACAGGUUUUCUGAAUGCUCUCAAGGACAGUCCUGCAAGUGUGCUGGAAGCCGUGGUGUGUUUCUUUUCUGUUUGGUCUAUUGUUGGUCUAUCAGGUUUCCACACAUAUUUGAUCAGCUCCAAUCAAACUACAAAUGAAGAUAUUAAAGGAUCUUGGUCAAAUAAAAGAGGUAAAGAAAAUUAUAAUCCCUACAGCUAUGGAAACAUCAUUACAAAUUGUUGUGCUGCCCUCUGUGGGCCUAUCUCUCCAAGUCUAAUUGAUAGAAGAGGAUUUAUACAGCCGGACACACCACAGCCAGCAGCACCGACAAAUGGAAUCACCAUGUAUGGGGCCACACAGUCUCAGAGCAACAUGGCUGCAGCUACACCGUUGCUCCAGAGCGAACCAAGCCUAACCAGUGAGGAGCUCCCUUUGCCAGGAAAGACCACACUGGGCACUCCCUGUGCUACCUUGUCCCUGGGGCAACCAACACCACCCUCCUCCAUGCCCAAUCUCACAUCAGAAACUGUUUUGACAGAUAUGAUACCAUUGAAAGAGGAACAUGAUGGCCAUCAGUUCCUUACACCAGAGGAAGCCCCCUCGCCCCCUGGUAUGUUGUCAACAGGCAGUCCUAUCACACAUAGUCACACCCUGCAUGUCCUAAGCUUGGCCAGCCAAGACUCAUUGCAUGAAGACUCAGUACGUGGCCUUGUAAAGCUCAGCUCAGUCUGACCAAUAUGGACCAUUGGCACGGGGGUGGGGGGAGGCGCAGUGCACUUUUCCAAGGACUUUGCUACUCUCAAGAUCAGGUGUGGAAGCCAACAAAAGAGAUCUUCCCAACACUCCAUAUUCUAAUUCCAUCAUGGCCUCGGUGGUGAGGACACCCUGUUGUGGAUUAAAUGAACGUCUAGAAAGUAGAUGGAUCGAUUUCAGGGGGCAUUUGGGGGCAGGUCCUAAAGCUCAUAAUUUUGUCUUAUUUGACUUUCCUUCCCUUUCCCCAAUUUUUCCUCCCCUCCCACCCUUAAUAAAAACUGAGAUUGAUACCAACAGUCCCGUUUUCUGAAGCCUUGGGCAAGUGGGAAUUUCCCAGCAGCUGGAGUCACAUUUCUAAAUCUUUAUUGCAGUAGAAGAAAGAUCAUGGGAUAUAAAUGCCACACUCUGUGUUCUCCAUUGUUGUAAUACGCACUGGUUAAGGGUUUAUGAUAUUUUGUGGCCAGAUUGAAAUACAUUUAAGUGUUGUACUACUAAUAUUUGAAUCAGACAAUUUCCAUUCUGUUUAUUAAUAAAAAAAAAAUUUAAGAGAAAAAGAAGAAAAAAAAGACCAGCUGUGGAUUUACAUACCACACUGUAGUAUGUGUUACAGUUGUGUUGGUAUCGAUGAGAAGUGCUGCAGUUUUUUUCAGUUGUGACUUUCCAAGUUCAGUUUUGUUGAAGGACAGUUAUCAAACUGAAACCAAUGGACAAUGUUAUCAUUUCUCAACCAUUCAACUUUAUUAUCUAUGGAUAGGUGGUACCUAUAAUACCCUGGGUUUUAUCACAUUACUUAUCAUUUAAUCUUCUGUUAAAUAGUUAGAUUAGGUAUUGUGUUGUGCCAUGCCUGCCGGGGAUUAGUCACUCCCCACUGUGGGUGAGAUUUCCAGUGGACAUCCAAUAAAAAUGCCAUCCUCCAUUUCUCUGGAUCUACGUAAAGUUAUCCUUAUAAAGCCUAAAGGAUAAAAUCAUCAGGAGGACCAGUGAAAGGUUUGUGGUUGUUGAAAAAGACUGGCAGGGAAUAAGCCUGGAUCCACAGUGAAUCAGAUCAAUGAAUGGUAUCAUAUUGAUGGGAAGGUUUCUUUGGUAGGAAGGUGACUUCCAUCCACUUCCUAGCACCUAUCGUCUACUUAUGGCUUGUUAUUUAGGGAAUUAACUUGUAUUUGCAUUUUGUAAAGUUCAAUGCUGCUGUAGACCCAAGAUAAAGGAGUUGUUCAAACAGGA
This is a messenger RNA of Phascolarctos cinereus (koala), 4874 nucleotides long. It is a transcript of the gene ZDHHC14, whose product is annotated as zDHHC palmitoyltransferase 14. Gene Ontology annotation, cellular component: Golgi apparatus; endoplasmic reticulum. The record is from RefSeq and is a predicted model, not a curated record. Gene Ontology annotation, biological process: peptidyl-L-cysteine S-palmitoylation; protein targeting to membrane. Gene Ontology annotation, molecular function: protein-cysteine S-palmitoyltransferase activity. Lineage: Eukaryota; Metazoa; Chordata; Mammalia; Diprotodontia; Phascolarctidae.